CCGAGUGGUAUGGACACAUGUAAGCCGCGCUCCAUUCGGAUCACACUUGCAGGUGCCCAUAUGGCACGUCGGAUGGUGCGCUCCAGACUACCCGUAAGAUUCGACAAGCCAACACACUCUACUGAUCACGCCAACAUGCAAUCCCCAUUCUCAUUCAUCAUGYACGAGGGUUCGAAGGGAAACGAUCAAAAACGAAAAGGCGAAGAAAGUCGCGCAUUACAGAAGCUAGUUCGUCACAGCACGGUGAUCUCCCUGGGAUCGGAAGAGUACAAGGUACUCUUCAAGCCGUGGAUGACGCGAGCGGAGUUUCGAGAGCUAAAAUGCUUGGAAGAGGAAAACACUUUCUGGGUGAUGGCAAUUCAAGUGCCGUUGGACGACAUGCCGUUCAUUCACGCGCAGAUUGAGAAGGCUAUUGGCCCAAUAAGAAGGGCAUAUCCAGCGGACGCGGAUCCACAGCGCCCGACCUUGGUUAAUGCCAAGUUCGAUUUAGACCCGGCCCCCCGCCCUAAUAUGAAAGAUAAAAUAUGGGUGGAGACUCUGAAGGGAGAUAAGCUGGAGAUAGGUUUGGCGACGGCAGGAACGAUGAGGUGCAGCAAGUGCAGGCAGUAUUUUCGUACUGAGGAGGAUUGCAGACUGGGUCAACGUCGCCCGAACGGUUCAACGGCGAAUGGAAAUCAGGGAGAGAGAUCUUCGAAUCGACAACAUCAAGAUAAUCGAAGACAGGAGGGUACGAGGUCACAGUACCAAGGAGUACUUCGCCCGAGAGCGGCAUCACAAGAACCCCAGCCGACGCUUAGCCACGUUUCAUCAAUAAGGAAUAAUCCGACGUUUUCCCCAUCGAGACAACCGGACCAGGGCAACGGGCACCUAGGUCUCGGAGUGGGAGUUGAACCUUGGGGUUUGCCGCCCCAAGGUGGAAGAAGUCAAACGGGAGCUCUGCAGGGCCUUCCGCCUCAAUUGAACACAGAAGCAGCCAGGAAUUACUAUUAUUGGGCGGCCAUGACGUUGGCGAAUGGGGGGUUUGUGGAUCUCACAGGGAAUCUGUCGUUCCGCUAUGGCAUGCCCAGAGGUCAACCAAUCCCUCAGCAAGAAAGGGGAGUUCCCUGGACAGGGCAACAGGGAGAGGGAGGACUCCGGACGGAGCAACAAGGAGAUGGGUUAAUCCCAAACGGGCAACAGGGAGGGGGACUACCCCAGGCAUGGCAACAAGGAGGAGAAAUACCUCUGGGAGGACAACAAGGUGGUGGCGUACAAGGGGCAUGCCAACAAGAUGCCGGCCAGCAGAUGAGGCAAGAGACGGGGAGGGUAAAUACCGACAUACCUUCUCAAACGAGUCCGCCAAGAGUAGGCAAAGCAGGAGGAGGUCCUUGUAGCGAGCGGGAGAGGAUGGACCAGGAACAUAGGAAUACUCCGAGCCGCUCGAGAGGGCUGACAGCGGGGAAGCAGCGCAGGCUUAGCUUCUCAGGACAGGAUAUCCAACAGGAGUAUUCAAGGCUAUCAAGAAGCGGCUCGAAACAUUCGGUCAGCCAAGAAGUGGGAUUGGUCACACCAGGGAAUAAAACGACUCGAGACAGACGCCUGGCGUCUUCGUCACGAGGAGCUACGACGGAUAUGCCCCAGUACAUUGUACCUCUUCUUUGCACGGCUGCAAGGAAUAAUUUAUGGGUGAUAACGUGGCAACGAUCAGCUGGACCUCUUACGCUAUUUGGGCAACAAGUGAUGGAGGUUUCGUCCGUGACAAGUGUGGAGAAUGCGAUGAAAGUGUUGUAUCUGGAGUACUUCCCCACAAGGGCGAUUCCGGACAUCCCGAUGGCCAGAGUUCUUCACGGCCCAUGUGGAAAUAAGAUUAAGUUAUUCGUUCCAGUAAUCGAUGCCCGGUUGACAGAAGUGAAGGUGGCUGCGAUGAAAAUGCUUGGUCUGUGUCUGGUACCCCUGCUGCACUUCGCAGAAGCCAGACGACAGGAGCUCUGCAAGUUGUUGAUCUCUCCUCUGGAUAUUUCUGCAGAGUGCUUGAUGGAGUUGAAAAUAAGGCUUCCGAAGGAAAGGAAACUGGACUUGCAGUUUCUCAGGAAUGCGCUGACGUAGAGCUGGUCACAGGAAGGAAUUCCAUCCUCCCAGAUCCAAGCACAGCAGGGGAAGAAGAGUAUAAAUGGUUAAAAUUAGGAUUGCCUCGUGGAACCUACAGGGGUUUGGGGAUACCAGCGGGAGGAAUAAACGUAGCAGGUUUAGGGCCUGGGUGCAUGAGAAGAGGGUGUCGAUUGCAUGUGUACAGGAAACAAAAUUAAACGAUGAGA
Chara braunii is the source of this 2294-nucleotide messenger RNA. NCBI's taxonomy places the organism in Eukaryota, Viridiplantae, Streptophyta, Charophyceae, Charales, Characeae. The record is from the annotation of a GenBank genome assembly.